Fonsecaea pedrosoi CBS 271.37 is the source of this 1743-nucleotide messenger RNA. Its product is annotated as lysine-tRNA ligase. Gene Ontology annotation, cellular component: cytoplasm; mitochondrion. Gene Ontology annotation, molecular function: ATP binding; tRNA binding; lysine-tRNA ligase activity. The coding region runs from base 1 to 1743 and encodes 580 amino acids. Gene Ontology annotation, biological process: mitochondrial lysyl-tRNA aminoacylation. The transcript has 3 exons. Lineage: Eukaryota; Fungi; Ascomycota; Eurotiomycetes; Chaetothyriales; Herpotrichiellaceae. The record is from RefSeq and is a predicted model, not a curated record.
AUGGAUCUCGCGAGCAUACUUCUCGACGAGAGCAUCGAACUUAAGCACCCACGGCACCUCGAAACUUGGAAGCCAGCAUGCGACCAAAGAGGUAGAAGAGCGGCUUCAAGAACUCCAGAGUUCUACCAUCACACUCUACCCGCGGUAUCAACAUAUCCCUCAGGCGCGAAGCUUGCGAACACUGCAGGAAAGGCAAGGCUUGAUCAACUGGGGAAGCGAAAGACGCAAAUAGUUCUGACGGAAACAUCAGUGUCUGGGAGAGUGACUUCCAUCCGGCUGAGCGGUUCGAAAUUGGCAUUCGUUGAUAUCACCGAGGAUCAGACCAAGCUACAAGUCAUGCUGUCUCACUCAUCACUCGAAGACAACGGCAUAACCUUGACCGAUUUCAAGCACUUUUGCCGGCUGUUGAGAAGAGGUGACUAUAUUUCGCUGAAGGGAGUUCGACCGUACAAGGCCAAGAACGGUCAGGUCUCUAUCCGGGCUGCUGCCAUGCCCAUAAUUCUAUCGCCUUGCCUCCAACGAUUUCCAGUUGAGCAUCGAGGGCUCGCAACGACGGAACUUGCAGAGUCCAACUUUCGACCUCGACAUGUGGAAAUGCAGACGGAUCCCGAGAUAAUAGAGACCAUGAAGGCCCGGGCUACACUCAUACGGACAAUGAGACAGUUCUUUGAGUCACGGGAAUUUGUUGAAGUGUCCACUCCUAUUCUGUCCGCCGCCGCGGGUGGUGCAACAGCGAAACCAUUCGAGACCAAGGCAAUGGAGUUUCCUCACCGGAAAUUGAGCCUGCGGAUUGCUCCAGAGCUCUGGUUGAAAAGGCUCAUUGUCGGUGGGCUGGACAAGGUUUUUGAGAUUGGACCUUCUUUUCGAAACGAAGGCCUCGACAAGACACACAAUCCCGAGUUCACGACCUGCGAGUUCUACGCCGUCCGCCAUGAUCUGCGCCAACUGAUGGACAUGACCAUGCGGCUCGUGAUUGACAUUCACCAGGCUAUCAGAGCUCUUCCCUAUCGAUUUGCGAAUGUACCCGCGCACCUCCUCGAUUCUAUUUGUGGUCCUUACGAGGAGCUUGACUUCAUCCCUUCUCUCAACUCUGCCCUGGGGACCAAUCUUCCCAAUCUGUCCUCGCCGUCGGCUUACUCUGAGCUCCUGGAACUUUUCCGUUCUCGCAGUCUGCCCGUUCCCAGCAAUCCCACCGUCCCUCGACUUGUCGACAAGCUUUCAUCACUGUACCUCGAGCCGAACUCCCUACAGAAACCACUCUGGAUCACAAAUAUCCCCGAGUGUCUGUCACCUUUGGCGAAAUCUUACAUCCAUCCCACUGCACCCAAUGGUCAACCCGUUGCUGCACGCGCAGAGUUGUUCAUGGCCGGCAAGGAAGUCGUCAACUGUUACGAGGAAGAAAAUUCGCCUUUUGAGCAAAGGAGAAAGUUCAUGGAACAACAGAAAUAUGGCAGCCUUAAAUCCCGCCCACAGGCGAAAUCAAUCGAGAACGGAAUAACACCAGAUGAAAAUUUGGAAGGUGACGAAGAGGCGAUGAAAGUUGACGAAGACUACCUACGGGCGCUGGAAUGGGGACUUCCGCCCACGGGUGGAUGGGGGUGUGGGAUUGAUAGGUUGAUGAUGCUCUUCACGGGAAAAGAGAGGAUCGGAGAUGUUCUCAGCUUUGGCAAUCUGAGGGCCGUCACAAGGGGCGCGGAAGGGGACAGCAACACAGCAGUCGGAGGAAGCAAGUCUGAUCAAUGA